GUGUCUGACAGCUCCGGGAGUCUCAAACCCGCGCGCUUCAACACUCACCGCUCUCCGCGCAAAUGCGCUUUUACUCCCGCGUACCUUCGUUCCGCGCGCCUCAUGUCCCCCGGAACUCUCCAAGGAUCGACGCGGUGCUGAUGUGAGUCCGGUACUUUCAUUCACUCGGCACGUUUCUUCAGUCGACGAGUAUGCGUUCACGGUGGAGUUACAUCGCCUGGAUUUGCGUCUUCAGUCUCGGCGCGUUCAGGACUUUCUGCCUCCCCGGUAAUGAAGUGAACUUGCUGGACUCUCGCUCUGUCAUUGGUGACCUGGGGUGGGUCGCCUACCCGAAGAAUGGGUGGGAAGAAAUCGGAGAGGUGGAUGAGAACUAUGCGCCCAUCCACACGUACCAGGUGUGUAAGGUGAUGGAGCACAACCAGAACAACUGGUUGCAGACGGACCUCAUCUUAAACCAAGGGGCUCAGAGAGUGUUCGUGGAGCUCAAGUUCACUCUACGGGACUGCAACAGUCUCCCUGGAGGUCUGGGCACUUGCAAAGAGACUUUCAACGUCUACUAUUACGAAACCAACGACGAGGAGAGGAGAAAUAUUCGGGAAAGCCAAUACACGAAGAUCGACACCAUCGCGGCCGACGAGAGUUUCACAGAGCUUGAUCUCGGAGACAGAGUCUUGAAGUUGAACACGGAAGUUCGCGAUCUGGGUCCGUUGACCAAAAAAGGCUUCUACCUGGCUUUCCAAGACCUGGGCGCAUGUAUCGCGCUCGUGUCCGUCCGAGUCUUCUACAAAAAGUGUCCUUUUGUUGUCAGGAAUUUGGCCCUAUUUCCGGAUACUAUAACCGGGGCAGAUUCCUCCCAGCUUCUGGAGGUGUCAGGGACCUGUGUCAACAACUCGGAAGCUGAUGAACUUCCCAGAAUGCAUUGCAGUGCGGAGGGGGAGUGGCUGGUGCCCAUUGGGAGGUGCAUGUGCCAGGCGGGCCAUGAGGAAGUUAAUGGCUCCUGUCAAGUGUGCAAGCCAGGCUUUUACCGAUCAGCUCUUCAGACCAAAAGCUGCAGUAAAUGUCCUCCCAGAAGUUUCACCAAACUGGAGGCCUCCACCUCCUGUCAGUGUGAGCAGGGGUACUACCGGACUGAAUCGGACCCCACCAACAUGGCCUGCACAAAGCCACCUUCGGCCCCACGUAACGCUAUUUCCAACGUGAAUGAGACCAGUGUCUUCUUGGAGUGGAGUGCUCCGGAGGAGACAGGCGGUCGGAAGGAUGUUCGAUACAACAUCGUGUGCAGCAAGAUCAACACAGAUUCAGGCCAGUACGAGCCGUGUGGAAGUCAUGCACGAUAUCUGCCUCAGCGGACGGGUCUGAAGAACACCUCCAUCAUGGUCAUGGAUCUCCUGGCUCACACCAACUACACCUUUGAGGUGGAGGCUGUGAACGGGGUGUCGGAACUAACCACCCCUUUGAGGCAGUACGUCUCACUUAAUGUCACCACCAAUCAGGCCGCUCCGUCUCCUAUAACCGUGGUGAAAAAAGGCAAGACGGCGAAGAACAGCAUCGCGGUGUCCUGGCAGGAACCCGACCGACCCAACGGCAUCAUCCUGGAGUAUGAGAUCAAGUAUUUUGAGAAGGAUCAGGAAACCAGCUACACCAUCAUCAAGUCAAAGGAGACGGAUGUUUUGGUGGACGGCCUUAAACCGUCCUCAGUGUACAUCUUUCAAAUCAGAGCGCGCACCUCCGCGGGCUACGGAGGCUUCAGCCGUCGCUUUGAGUUUGAAACAAGCCCUUACUUAGCGGCCUCGAGUGAUCAGGGUCAGGUGCCCAUCAUCGCUGUCGCUGUUACUGUGGCCAUCAUCAUCAUCGCAUUGGUCACAGGUUUCCUGAUGAGUGGCAGACGUUGUGGCUACAGUAAAGCCAAGCAAGAUCCGGACGAGGAGAAGAUGCACUUCCACAAUGGACACAUCAAAUUCCCAGCGGUCCGCACGUAUAUCGAUCCUCACACCUACGAAGAUCCCAACCAGGCCGUCCACGAGUUUGCCAAGGAGAUUGAUGUGUCCUGUAUCACCAUCGAGCGGGUUAUUGGAGCCGGUGAGUUCGGUGAGGUGUGCAGCGGUUUGCUGCGGCUGCCAGGGAAGAGAGAGAUCCCAGUGGCCAUUAAAACUCUGAAAGCCGGUUACACCGAGAAGCAGAGGAGGGACUUCCUGGGCGAAGCCAGCAUCAUGGGCCAGUUCGAGCAUCCCAACAUCAUCCACCUCAAGGGGGUCGUCACCAAGAGUAAACCAGUGAUGAUAAUAACAGAAUAUAUGGAGAAUGGAUCCCUGGACACCUUUUUGAAGAAGAAUGACGGUCAGUUCACUGUCAUCCAGUUGGUCGGCAUGCUGCGUGGCAUUGCUUCUGGCAUGCGCUACCUCUCUGAGAUGGGCUAUGUGCACCGUGACCUGGCUGCCCGCAACAUACUGGUCAACAGCAACCUGGUGUGUAAGGUGUCCGACUUCGGCUUGUCCAGAGUGCUGGAGGACGACCCAGAGGCGGCCUACACAACCCGCGGAGGAAAGAUCCCCAUCAGGUGGACAGCUCCUGAGGCCAUUGCCUACAGGAAGUUCACCUCAGCCAGUGACGUGUGGAGCUACGGCAUCGUGAUGUGGGAAGUGAUGUCGUAUGGAGAGAGACCAUACUGGGAGAUGAGCAAUCAAGACGUGAUAAAGGCGGUGGAGGAGAACUACAGGCUGCCAGGCCCCAUGGACUGUCCGACCGCCCUCUAUCAUCUCAUGAUGGACUGCUGGCAGAAAGACAGGAACAGCAGGCCCAAAUUUGAGGAGAUUGUCAGCUUACUGGACAAACUCAUCCGCAAUCCCAGCAGCCUCAAGGGUCUAGUUAACCCAUCGAAAAGAGUGUCCAAUUUAUUAGUGGAGCAUGGGAGCCCUGAGGGCUGUGUAUUCAGAUCGGUGGAGGAAUGGUUAGAGGCCAUAAAAAUGGGUCGAUACACUGAGCUUUUCAUGGAAAGUGGAUACACUUCUCUGGAAGUCGUCACUCAAAUGACCUUGGAAGAUCUUCGGAGGGUUGGAGUCACUUUAGCCGGUCAUCAGAAAAAGAUUCUCAACAGCAUUCAGGAGAUGCGAGUCCAAAUGAUGAACGCCACUAUACCCAUCUGAGAGCGGCCUCAGAGGAACCUCCAGCAGUAGUCUAGCACUUUCUACAGACACUUAUUUAUUGAACGGAACUAUUUAAUGAAAAAAAAAUGACACUGAUGAAAACAAAAGUCAAGUAAAAUGGCUGGAUAGAUGGACAAACGGUCACUGUUUCGUUUGUGCAAAGCCUCCAAACUAAAGUGACAGGAGGAACGUGACUGAAAUGUUGAGUGGUUGUUUGGAAAAGUGUGGCACAUCUCCAGGUAGGACCACUGACUCGGGAUCAGGUGUCUCUGGGCUGAAUGUAUACCAUUUUUCCAUUUUUCAUGACCUCAUUCAACAAUAUUAUUACCUCCGGAAGAGACUGCAGUCGGUUUAAGCUUGGAAGGUUUUUUUUUUUCCACUCAGAAGUUCACCAGAGGCAACAUCAGACAAGAAGACUGAAGUCAUAUCCUGAGCUGAGGUAACGUAUGGCAGUGUUAAACAAAGCAAUAGUAGAUUUCAAGCUUGAUGUUGAUUUUACUUCUUUCUAAAUCGUUGCUUCCGUGUUUCAAUAAGAAGACAAAGCAAUGGACAGGAUCAUUUUCCUUUUGCACAAUAUCUGUGUCGCGAAGGCGGAAGAAAUGUAUUUGUUUUUUUUAAAAAUGUGACACGUUUCAAAACCACAAAUUAGUUUUCGUUCCACAGAAGUUUUGGUGUUUUAUGUGUAAAUAGUGUACAGUUGCGUAGUUGAAGUGGAGCUCAAAUGCAUCCAUCCAUGUUCAUGUGAGGUUGAUAUACUUUAGUGCACAGGUGGGCUAACAUACUAUGUAUAUUCAGUCCGGUCAAUAAAUGUUUAUAUUGCCUCUCAGUGCUUCUUUAGAUAGAAAAUGAACAAUUGUUUUACUUUUGAUGUGUGAUCUCUACUGUAUUUUGCUACCCAUAUUAUUGACUUGCUCAGUUUUCACAGCUAGGUGGAUAUUAAAGUCAACAUGAAAGCACAUGGACCCUAUUUUUCUUUCCUAAUAUUGGGUUUUAUUGUGCACAAAUUAUAAUUGUUUUCUGUCCAUAUGAAGCAACUUUCUUUUUCGGCUGAUAUUAGCUAGGCUGCAAAAAAUAUCCAUAUUAUAGGCAACAAAAGCAGAUAACAAUGCAUUCGGAUACAGUGAAAUAUGUGGCAUUAUUGAAGUAAAAUGGGUUGUGAAUAUAAUUUCAUGUUGGCUUUAAGUUGGUUCGGUGUGUCAGACAUUAGCAAAAUCAGUGAAAAUAAUUAAAAAUUCUAUCUGUCGAUUACUGUAGACAUUAAUUUCGACUCGUCCCUCAGUGUUCAGACAAGCACUAUACUGUGUAUAUUUACAGUAAAUAGACAGAUAGUCCAGGAAUAUAACAGGAGUAUGUAAACCUAAAAAUGAAAAUUUCUAGAAUAUUUACUCACCUUUAGGCCAUACAAUUUGCAGAUGAGCUUGUUUCGUCGUCAGAUUUGUAGAAAUUAAUAAUUACAACACUUGCUCACUAAUGGAUCCUCUGGAGUGAAUGGGUGCCAUCAGAAUGAGAGUCCAAACAGCUCAUAAAAAUAAAAAAUAAUAAAAAUCACAAUAUACAGUACACAGGUGAUUCACACAACUCCAGUCCAUCGGUUAACAUCUUUUAAGGCCAAAAGCUGCAUGUUUGUAAAAAAACGAAUCCAUCACUAAGACGGAUUAUUGCUUUUCUGCUGUAUCAGGAGAAAAAUCUGCACGGAUCAAGCACCGUUUACAAGUGAAAAUAAUCCAAAACAGCUCUAAACACAUAUGUUGGUGAAUUUUGAUGUGAGAGACAAAAAAAGAUGGACUUUUUCCACUAGAGGACGUGCUAUUAUGGAUUAUAGACUCAUAAUUUCAUUAGAAGUGACAGUUCAUAAGCCAUUAAUUAUUAUUGUGAUGUUUUUAGCAGCUGUUGGGACUCUGACGGCACCCAUUCACUGCAGAGGAGCCAUUGUUGAGCAAAUCUGUUGAAAAAACAAACUCAUUUUUAAUGGUGAAUUAUUCCUUUACAAGCUCUUAUUAUUGUAAAGAACACCUCUGUUUGGACAGCUCAUCAACAUAAUGACUCAUUUUAUAGAGCAUCAGCAAAAGGAUUGCACACAGUAGAUGACGAUAAUAGCAUGCUAAUGUUUUCAGUUGUCAGUGUCCUUUUCCAACUUCUCAAAUACCAGAUGUAAUAGUGUUUAUUGUCUUCUAAUCCCAUUGUCUUUCAUUUUACAUGUGCACUGAGGUACAAGUUGAAAUGGCUGUCUGUGGUAAUCAAAAACAUGCCACACAUGCAUUAUAGAGACUAUUUUAUAGGUUUAAAAAAAAAAAAAAAUGUUGAAUGUUAAGAAUCAUAGUCAGAAACGAAUCAUUCAAAACCAAAUUUCCGAAAUUAGGUCGUUUCUAUCCAUAUUUUAGGUCCAUGAUUAUUACAGGAUAUUAUUAUGCUAUUAAAACUACUGAAAGGCCGCAAGAUUGUAUUAAUAAGUGCUCAAGUAUGUCCCGUAUUUUAUUAAAACCUCAUAAAAAUUGCAUAAAAUUCCACUCUUUUUUUCCCUACAUUUUUAUAUCUUGAAAUUUGAUCUUAGCAAGAUAAUGCUCCUUAAUUAGUCGACUGAAAAGUACUCAGGUGCCUGUGAUUAUGUGAGUACAUUAAGAAAAUCUGAAGAUAUCAUUGAGGAGCUAGUUGAAGGUUCGUUUGAUCAGAAUUAAUAACAGUCAAAAAUCAUGUGUAUUGACAGAUAGUUACAAAUGUUCAAUUAACCCGAAUCAGCGUUGAUUUUUUCUUUAUUUUUCUUUUCUUUAAUGAAUAAUGAGUAUUUGAUAUUUGUUGCGAUGAAUGUUACUAUAAUAUACUAAGAACUUUUCAACGCUAUCUCAUGACCAAUUCGUACGUAUUUUACGAGGUGGCUUAUUGGUAUGAAUUUGUACGACCUCACUCGUACGAUUUUAUACGACCCCAGUGACGGAUAGGUUUAGGGGCGGGGUUAGGUGUAGGUCAUUCGUACAAAUUCAUACGAAUUUUGCAACUCGUAAAAUAUGUACGAUUUGGCAACAAUCGUAUGCAAUUGUACGAGUGUGGUCGUACGAAUUUGUACGAAUAAGCCACCUUGUGAAAAAUGAACGAAUUGCCGUGAGAUCGGUUUGGAACUUUUACACAAUGCAGUUACCCUUCAUUUUGUAUUUUGCACUGAAAUUCUCUUUGUAAAAAAAAAAUGGGCUUAAGUUUGAAUUUAUACAUGUGUUAUAACCCCAUUUUAUUUUCAAAAUAAUACUGUAGACUGAAAAACAUGAAUCUAACCAACCCACACACCAUGCUUUAACAUUGCAAAAUCCUUGAGCGUUUUCAGAUUUGUGGCUGUUGUUUAUUGUAGUGAUAUUUGCUCAUAACCACUGCCAGAAUGAAGAGCCAGAUUGAUUAUGUGUUACAAGCAUGUUUGCUCUAUAAUCAGAAUAUGUACAUCUGGAUGACUUUAUGUUAUAGUCCUAAACAUAAAAGAGUUAUGCCUUUCGUUUGACAUUUAUGAUUGUGGUUACACAAAAUACAUCUAUUUCGCACAUGUAAAUGUCAAAUGUAGCUACAAUUAAGAACCUUUCUGGUUAGAAACAGUGGUUUGUUAAACACAAUUUAUCCUUAUAUAGCAUACCACCCUGAAAACAUGAUGCUGAUUACAUUGAUUUUUGCACAAAACACUGAUAUUGAGUGAUUCAAAUUUUUUUUUUUUUAAAGUACAAAAUGAUAUGCAUGGUGUUGGUAAGCUGCGUAUUACAAAUGCAUUUUAUCAACAUAAUCGCUAUGUUUCUUGAAUCUUUUAUCAUAUUUGAUCUAAUGAAGAACAGGGAAAGAAAGAAAAGCAAAAAAAAAAAAAAAAAAGUAGUUUCUAUGUAAUGAUUGUUCGUCUAUUACCUUCUGCUGUGUGUUUUGUUGUGUAAAUGUCUUUUGUAGUGUAAUAUAUUACAUUUUAUAUUUUUUUGGAAUAAACUGGAGAGAAACCCAA
Molecule: messenger RNA, 7104 nt
Organism: Carassius gibelio (silver crucian carp)
Lineage: Eukaryota; Metazoa; Chordata; Actinopteri; Cypriniformes; Cyprinidae
Product: ephrin type-A receptor 5-like
Exons: 17
Coding region: 192-3143 (983 amino acids)
Biological process (GO): protein phosphorylation; axon guidance; cell surface receptor protein tyrosine kinase signaling pathway
Cellular component (GO): plasma membrane; neuron projection
Molecular function (GO): protein binding; ATP binding; transmembrane-ephrin receptor activity
Source: RefSeq, a predicted model, not a curated record